CCUCUUGAAUCUGCUUCAGCCUUAGUGGGCGGCGAAUGCGAGACGGUGAGCAGUUUGAACCGUGGCUGUGCCGACGCGGAAACAUUGAAAUUUGACAAUUUGUCGGGUGGAAUUUGAACUGUUGUGUUCUCCAUCCACAAACACGGUGCAUUUUGUGACAACGCCGGUUCAAAAGCGGCGGGUAACGGCAGGUUUUCGGUCUGUUCGCCGACUCUGGGGACGUGAAAAGCCGGUGUCGCGCAAAGUGAUCCGCUCCCUCCUCACCGAGCUAGCUGCUAGCUAGCUGCCGAGCUAACCUCAGAGCUAGCAAUAGCCAGCUAAUCCCCCCCCACCCACCCGCACAACACAAAGGACGACUUUGCCCGGUGUUUGCCAAUCCCGAAUAACUUCGACGGAUGAGGACUGAUCCUCCCGUGAAGGUCGAUCAUGGUGCUGACAGGGAAGCGCUCGGAGAAAGGUCCGGCCUGCUGGAAGAGGAGGGUGAAGUCUGAGUACAUGAGGCUGCGACAGCUCAAGCGCUUCCGACGGGCCGACGAGGUCAAGAGCAUGUUCAACACCAACCGUCAGAAAAUCGUGGACAGAACUGACAUUCUGAACCAGGAGUGGAAGACGAGGCGAAUCCAGCCGGUUCACGUCAUGACGUCCGUCGGCUCCUUGAGAGGCACGCGAGAGUGCACGGUGGACAGCGGCUUCUCCGAGUUCCCCCGGCAGGUCAUCCCCCUGAAGACUCUCAACGCCGUGGCCUCGGUGCCCGUCAUGUACUCCUGGUCGCCGCUGCAGCAGAACUUCAUGGUGGAGGAUGAGACGGUGCUCCAUAACAUCCCCUACAUGGGAGACGAGAUCCUGGACCAGGACGGCACUUUCAUAGAAGAGCUCAUCAAGAACUACGACGGCAAAGUCCACGGAGACAGAGAGUGCGGCUUCAUCAACGACGAGAUCUUCGUGGAGUUGGUGAGCUCCCUGUCGCAGUACAGCGACAACGAGGACGAGGAGGAGGACGAAGAGCAGGACUUUAAGGUGGAGAAGAUGGAGGUGUGCGACGGGAAGGAGCAUCCGGAGGAGCCGCGCAGGGACGGCCUCGUCAACCAUGAGAGCCGAACCAGCAAUGACGGCACCAAGAAGUUUCCCUCUGACAAGAUCUUUGAGGCCAUCUCCUCCAUGUUCCCUGACAAGGGCUCCACGGAGGAGCUCAAAGAGAAGUACAAGGAGCUGACGGAGCAGCAGCUGCCCGGCGCGCUGCCGCCCGAGUGCACGCCCAACAUCGACGGGCCGAACGCCCGCUCGGUGCAGCGCGAGCAGAGCCUGCACUCGUUCCACACGCUGUUCUGCCGGCGCUGCUUCAAGUACGACUGCUUCCUGCACCCUUUCCACGCGACGCCAAACACCUACAAGCGCAAGAACUUGGAGAACCUGGUGGACAGCAAACCCUGCGGCGUGGACUGCUACAUGUACCUGGUUCAGGGUGGGAUGGCGAGCGAGUACCCGGCGGGCGCCGUAGCUGCGGCGGAGCGAACCAAGACGCCCUCCAAGCGCCCGGCGGGGCGUCGCCGCGGGCGACUGGCCAACAGCCGACCCGGCACGCCCUCCGUUUCCUCGGAGACCAAAGACACGGACAGCGAGCGCGAGGGCAGCAAAGACGGCGAGCGGGACGACGACGACGACGAGGAAGACAAGGACGACCGGCGGGACGAAGACAAAGAAGACGAAGACAAGAAGGACGAUAACAGCAGCAGCAGCAGCUCAGAAGGCAACUCGCGCUGUCAGACGCCGGUGAAGAUGAAGCUGAUCGGCGAGGCCGAGGCGGUGGAGUGGAGCGGCGCCGAGGCAUCGCUCUUCCGCGUCCUCAUCGGGACGUACUAUGACAACUUCUGCGCCAUCGCGCGGCUCAUCGGCACCAAGACCUGCCGACAGGUUUACGAGUUCAGGGUCAAGGAGUCGAGCAUCAUCGCGCGGGCCCCCGCCGAAGACGAGGACACGCCCCCGAGAAAGAAGAAGAGGAAACACCGACUGUGGGCCACUCACUGCAGGAAGAUCCAGCUGAAGAAAGAUGGCUCGUCCAAUCACGUGUACAAUUACCAGCCAUGUGACCACCCGCGGCAGCCCUGCGACUCCUCGUGUCCCUGCGUCACCGCGCAGAACUUCUGCGAGAAGUUCUGCCAGUGCAGCUCAGAGUGUCAGAACCGGUUCCCGGGGUGUCGGUGCAAGGCUCAGUGCAACACCAAGCAGUGUCCUUGCUACCUGGCGGUGAGGGAGUGCGACCCCGACCUCUGCCUGACCUGCGGCGCCGGGGACAACUGGGACAGCAAGAACGUGUCCUGCAAGAACUGCUCCAUCCAGAGAGGCGCCAAGAAGCAUCUGCUGCUGGCGCCGUCGGACGUGGCCGGCUGGGGGAUCUUCAUCAAAGAGCCGGUGCAGAAGAACGAGUUCAUCUCCGAGUACUGCGGAGAGAUUAUCUCUCAGGACGAAGCCGACCGCCGAGGGAAAGUCUACGACAAAUAUAUGUGCAGCUUCCUCUUCAACCUCAACAACGACUUCGUGGUCGACGCCACGAGGAAAGGCAACAAGAUCCGCUUCGCCAACCACUCCGUGAACCCCAACUGCUACGCCAAAGUGAUGAUGGUGAACGGGGAUCACCGGAUAGGAAUCUUCGCCAAGAGAGCCAUCCAGACGGGGGAGGAGCUCUUCUUCGACUACAGGUACAGCCAGGCGGACGCUCUGAAGUACGUGGGCAUCGAGCGAGAGCUGGAGCUCGCCUGACCCGGACCUCCACCGCCGGACUCGACGACAACCGCCAACGCACUCAACACACACGCGCACGCACGCACGCACGCACACACUCACUCCUUUACUUCAGGAAAUCCAGACGACUCGUCAAAAACGCUAGAAAGCUUCAAGGAAACUGGGAAUCUUUGAAGCCGAAUUUUGAUGCUGUUUUUUCUGGUUUCUUUAACCACCUUUUUGUCUACUUUUAUAUUUCGUUUUUUUCUUGUCACGGUUGUCUUCUGAUCUGGAUUCUUUUUCACUCUUAUAGAAACUGAAUAUUCUUGUUUCGUACUGUUGUUCGUACAAAGUAAUACAAAUAUAAUUUUUUUUUAGGGAGGGAUGAGACUUGAAACUAUUUAUUUAGUUUGUCGGUUUGGACAAUUUUUAAAAAACAAUUCAGUGCUGAAAAUCAAAUGUUUACUUCGGUGCGUCAACAGUCCAAAACUAAAAAAUAUUCACUUCACAAUUAUAACAAUGAGAGAAACAGCAGUUUUUCCUUUUAUCGUUGAUAAUCAAAUACUAACUUUUAUUUUGUUGGACUUGUGCCUUCAGGGCCUCUAGAACAUCCGUCACUACGUGACCGUACGUGCACCAGCAGUCUGUCGCCAGGUGUGUGUGUGUGUGUGUGUGUGUGGUGUUCCGGUUGUGUGUCGUUGCUUCAGGUGCUAAAUGUGAAAAAACAACCAGGACUACUUACAGGAAGCAGAUCAACAAGCUGCUUUUUUCUUUUUCUAAACAAACUCAACCAAAACUGCCUGCAUUUCAUUUUCCUUACAUUUAACUUGUAGGGAUUUAUUUAAUCCUCCAAGAACCAAAUCUAUUUAGGCCAAAAAACUCAUUGAAUCCAUAUUAAUUCAAUUAAUUUAGUGAACAUUAUAUUAACACAACUCUCAUCCAUUCUCGUUUAUUUAACAAGCUAAUUGUUAAAUAUGGGUUAGAGAUAUUCUGGUGAUGUGGAUUAAAAGCUGCUGAUCACAGGAGCGAAAGAAUGAAUGAAUAUGUUCUUAAUACUUAGUUUCUUCUCCUUGAAAAAGCCUUUUUUUAAUAUUAACGUACCAACAAUCACACCUUUGACUUUCUUCUUCUGGUGCUCGGCCUUUCAUAAAGACAAACCAGCCUGCCGACGUUUAAUCUUAAGCCUGGGCUUUAUUAGGCUCCAUAGCAACGUCUCGUGGUGCUUCUCUUUGGGAGACUUUUGGAAAAACUCAGGUGGUUUUUUGGAUUGACAUUUCUGACAAAUCAGGUGACAGGUUUGGGAUCAGACUGAUCGAUCCCCGAAGCUGCUUUCAUUCUUCUGGAGUUUGGGUUCAUUAAACCAGCAACUUCAAACAUUAUCUGAUUAGACGGUUGAGUAACAAAAUAUUACAAAGACACACCUGGAUUGUUUACGUCUCCAAACGUCAAUUUGUGUUGAAAAAAAGAUUUGAAAAAGACUAAUUCUCAAAGCAUAAAAUCACUUGUUACUAUUAAAACCUGAACUACAGCUGGACUUUUCUUCUUGAACAAGGAGCACUUCCUCCUCUGAUGACACAGGUGCUGAUUUUUGUAAAGUUUUACAGGGAUUUUGCUGUUCAAAGUGAAGCAAAUUAAAAUAUUGUAAAUUG
Molecule: messenger RNA, 4367 nt
Organism: Gasterosteus aculeatus aculeatus (three-spined stickleback)
Lineage: Eukaryota; Metazoa; Chordata; Actinopteri; Perciformes; Gasterosteidae
Gene: ezh2
Product: enhancer of zeste 2 polycomb repressive complex 2 subunit
Biological process (GO): heterochromatin formation
Cellular component (GO): nucleus; ESC/E(Z) complex
Molecular function (GO): protein binding; chromatin binding; histone H3K27 methyltransferase activity
Source: RefSeq, a predicted model, not a curated record